Molecule: messenger RNA, 4062 nt
Organism: Conger conger (European conger)
Lineage: Eukaryota; Metazoa; Chordata; Actinopteri; Anguilliformes; Congridae
Product: synaptic vesicle glycoprotein 2B-like
Exons: 13
Coding region: 412-2499 (695 amino acids)
Biological process (GO): chemical synaptic transmission; transmembrane transport
Cellular component (GO): membrane
Molecular function (GO): transmembrane transporter activity
Source: RefSeq, a predicted model, not a curated record
AGCCUAAUCUCCUGUUCUGCAGAGCGGCUGGCUGCGGGAGUGGCUUGUGAGGCUUACAGUCCGCUCCGCUCUCUCUCUGGAUCUUUCCCCCCUUUCGCUCAAUUUUGUGCCGAGGGAAAGCCAAUUAAGGUUCAGCAUGUGGCCUUGUGCAGGGAUGUGUGACGGAGGUAUUUGUUCCAGUAAUCCAAGCCUUAUCUAAGACUGGAGGAAAGCUUGAAAAAAGACACCAAAUUUUCUGUCAAGGAUAACAAGUGUUUUCUACGUUUCAAUCAGUGUUUGGAGUGAAAUAACUCAGACACGGCCACUAAGCACCCAAGAAUAGAGGCUGAAAAGGAUUAUGCCCAUAUAGCCAACAGCGAUACCAGGAUAUAACGGCAACAGUGCUUCCCUGGUCUUUCUCUCUCUGCAAGGAUGGAUGACCCAUACCAAAAUAAUGUGUACCAGCAGCAAGGCACUGAUGUAGUCGGAGACAACACCUACUCCACUUACGGGGAAGGAGGGCAGGACGGUUAUGGCUACCAGACAGACUACCCCCCUCAGGAAGAGGACGCAGCCAGCGAUGCGACCGAAGGGCAUGAUGAGGAAGACCAGAUGUAUGAGGGAGAGUACCAGGGCAUCCCCCACCCUGACGAGGUCAAGGCCGCCAGGCGGGCGGCGGCAGCGGCAGCCAGGGAGAAGGCCCGGGCGGCCGCCUCUGGCAUCCGGGAGGAGGAGGAGCUGGCGGACCAGUACGAGGGCAUCAUGGAGGACUGCGGUCAUGGCCGCUUCCAGUGGACGCUUUUCGUGGUGAUUGGGCUGGCGCUAAUGGCCGACGGGGUGGAAUGCUACGUGGUGGGCUUUGUGCUGCCCAGCGCGGAGAAGGACAUGUGCCUUUCCAAUUCCAAAAAAGGCAUGCUGGGAUUGAUAGUGUAUGUCGGAAUGAUGGUGGGGGCUUUUGUGUGGGGCGGUCUGGCAGACAAGAUUGGACGUCGGCAGUGUCUGGUCACUGCACUGGCCAUCCACUGCGUCUUUGCCUUCCUCUCGUCCUUCGCCCAGGGCUAUGGCUUCUUCCUCUUCUUCAGAUUAUGUUCUGGUUUUGGUAUUGGAGGCUCCGUUCCUAUUGUCUACACCUUCUAUUCUGAGUUCCUUACCAUGGACAAGAGGGGGGAACACCUGAGCUGGCUGUGCAUGUUCUGGAUGAUGGGAGGACUUUAUGCUUCAUUCACUGCCUGGGGCAUCAUCCCACACUAUGGCUGGGGCUUCAGCAUGGGCAGUGAGUUCCAGUUCCACAGUUGGCGAGUGUUUGUGCUGGUCUGUGCUCUGCCAGCCAUCGGCUCCCUCGUGGGCCUGAUGUUCAUGCCAGAGAGUCCUCGCUUCCUCCUGGAGAAUGCGAAACAUGAUGAAGCCUGGAUGAUCUUGAAGAAGGUACAUGACACUAACUGGCGGGCGAAGGGAGAGCCAGAGAGAGUAUUCACAGUCUCUCAAAUAAAGACACCAAAGCAAGAGGAUGAGUUCAUUGAGAUUCAAAGCUCCACUGGAACUGCUUUUCAGCGCUGGAUGGUCAGGACAAUGACUUUGGUCAAGCAGGUGAUGCAGAAUGUAAUGUCCCUUGCCUCUGCUGACCUGCGUCUGACUGGCCUGUUUAUGGCCAUCAUAUGGUUUACAAUGGCCUUCAGUUACUAUGGUCUGUCAGUGUGGUUCCCUGACAUGAUAAAGUACCUGCAGUUUGAAGAGUACGAGUCGAAGGUGAAACUGUUCCACAGAGAGAAGGUGGAGAACUUCCACUUUAACUUCUCUUUGGAGAACCAGGUCCACAAAGAGGGGGAGUACAUCAAUGACAAGUUCAUCAACAUAGAGAUUAAAUCUGUCAAGUUUGAGGAUUCACUGUUUGAAAAUUGUUACUUUGAGGGCAUCAGUUCGACUCAGACGUUCUUUGAGAACUGCACUAUCAAAAACACUGUCUUCUACAACACAGACUUGUGGGAGGAGAAGUUUAUUGACUGUAUACUGGAGAAUGCCACAUUCCUGCAUCCCAAAAAGGGCUGUCAUCUAAACUUUCAAGAGGAAAACGAUAUCCUGAUAUACCUAGUCAGCUUUCUGGGAAGUCUGGCUGUGUUGCCAGGCAACAUCAUAUCAGCCCUUUUUAUGGACAAAAUUGGAAGGAUCAAUAUGAUUGGUGGGUCCAUGCUCAUCUCGGCUGGCUGCACUUUCUUCUUGUUCCUGAGUUUCAGCCAGGCCGCCAUCAUCGCUUGGCAGUGCCUCUUCUGUGGCACCAGUGUGGCAGCCUGGAAUGGCAUUGAAGUUAUCACAGUUGAGCUGUACCCAACAUCUAAAAGAGCUACGGCGUUCGGGGUCCUGAAUGGCCUGUGCAAGCUCGCCGCCAUUUUGAGCAGCUCAAUCUUCGCCGCGUUCGUGGGCAUCACUAAGGUCAUCCCCAUUCUCAUGUCCUUCUCUGCACUGGUGUGUGGGGGGCUGCUGGCCCUCAAGUUGCCCGAAACACGUGAGAAACUCCUCCUGUGAAAGGUCAAACACAGGUCAAAGGUCUAGGUACUACACAAGUACAGUACAGCGGAUUGAGCAAAGUUGAGAGAAAGACUGACAAAAUGGCAGACAUGCUGUUUCCAGACAUCAAGGGGGUGGAAAUUUUCCAUUACCUAGUAGCAUUAUAUUUAGCUAGUGCCCCGUUAUUUUUGUUAAUAUUUAUUAGGCCUCAUAUCAUAUGGUUGUAUUGAAUACUUCACUAGAACGUGUGCAGCCACCGUGUGCACACAAUGGUUGUAUCUUGAAAGCAUUUCCUCAAUGAGAAGUGAUUCAAUUUCACAACUUUUUUCCACAGAAUAUUGUAGCAUUUCUUAAAUAGUUAUACUGUUUUAAACUCUCCUGUACUAUUUUUAGUUUGUUCAUGUUGUUAUGUUGUUUUUCUAACCUUGACACAGCAAUGUGAAGGUUUAUGUUUUCUUUCCCUUUGUAAUUUAUUUCAGUAACUCUGUGUCACGGCAUACAUAUACUAAACAGAAAUCGAAACAUAAGGAUUAUAUAUUUUUACAUUUUCACACUACAUUCAUUGCAUUGAAAAUGAGAUAUAGCAUUAUACAGUCUUUUUUUUAAAAGCUCCUAUAAAGCUCCUAUAAAGCUUUAAAAAGCUGCUGAUUGAGAUGCAUGUGUGUUGAUGAUGCAAACAAUAUUUGUGUCCUUUUAAAUGUUUGAAAUGAAAUUAACAACAAAAAAGGUACUCUGAAUGGUGAUUACUGUAUGUCUCGCUGUAAAUACAUAUGUUCAAAUUGAAUUGUAGCCACUGGCAGCAUAAAUGUACAAUCAUUUUAGUAAAGGAUCCAUUCAUCUGGUGCUUGUGAUGAGCAGUUACUGGACAGUCUUGAGUCUUGAAGAGUCCCUUCAUUUUCAAAAGAAAAUACAAGUUUCAUUCCACUGUAAAUGUUAUUAUAAAAAUUGUUUCUAUCACAGAAACUGCCAUAGUUCAUAGUGAUCAUGUAAUGUUGCUUCAUAGCUGAGUAUGACUCAUUAAUGUUCAGUGUUACAGUUCAUUGAAGGACAGCAAAUACAGUAUUAUUGAAACUAAUAUAUUUAAAUCCAAAGUUGAAAAUAAUUGUAUUAUUUGUCUUUGCUUUAGCAGAAGCAUAGCUUUUGUUGAGGUAUCAUUCCCUUUAGAUUUGUACUUUGAGUUCCACAAAACAAUCAAAAUAUCUCAUGUGAUCACCAAGGACAGGAGUUCCUCUCUGAAUGCAUGCAUUCAGUAUGUAGUGUGAUGUGAAUCAAGCCACAGAAUGUUGGCCUUAUCUGACUGCUACGGUCCAGACCAGCAGUGUGUAUGCAGACACUAAGAAAUCACUCAAGCUUUCCUGGAGCCAUCUGUUUGAAUUGUACUAUGAUAGUAAGAACAGUCUUAGGUUUUAAAUGUGUUUUAAGUUAGUCAAUUAGUGUUUCAUUUAUGGUGUUAAAUUAUGGCCAUAAAACUGUAUUGUUUUUAUAUUUUAUUUUAAAAAGACUGUAAUGGAAACUGUUUCUUUCAUUUUCUUUUUUUCUGGUUUUGUUGUGUGAUGGUAAAAAUAAAAUUCUAUCAAUACA